AUUUACCAGACAAGGUCACGUGCAAUUUAUCUAAAGCCGGAUUUAACCAGCGUUUAAACUUCUUUCCGAUUGUAGAACACAUCAAUACCACAACUAACUGACUCAAAGCACACGGAUAUGGUAAUUGACUAAUUUGCCAAACAGGAUCCACUAUUUAUUAAACCACAUCCGUAAGGUGACGGUAACUAGUAUAUAAGAGAAACUUACUUUGGCGGCUGGAACGCACGGUAAACAUGAAGAUAGUGUUAUUGAUGUGUGUCUUACUUGUCGCGGCGUUAACGCUUGCGAGUGCUCAGAAUUUGGCAAAGAUAGCCAGCGAUUUGGCCAAAGGUGGUCGACACGUAUGUCCGUAUUGUGGGUAUUGUGGAUAUCAGUACAAGUGCGAUCGUUCAUGCAGCCACGCUGCGUGCCGUAUGUGUGUUUAUAGAUUCCACUGUUCAUCAACCUGUAUAGGACUCUGCAGAUUGCCAGAGACCACCCCUCGGCCGGCAACAACAACACCAAGCAGUACGACUCCAAAAGAGACCACCCCAGUAUCCACAACACCCGCGACAAAUACAACCAUCAAUCCCAACAACCCAAAGAACUUCACGUUUGAUAAGUUUAAAGACGUAUUAGAUGCCGUGGAAAAACUCUUCCCUGAUGUGCCACCAGAGGAUUUGAUCCAUAAGCUUCGGAUGCUGGUAUCCCGCUAUGACACACCUUUUUGGAAAACCAUGUACCUAGUAAAUGACAAAGUCCCGUUUGUUGGCAGAGACGUCUCACCAUUUCCAAAUGACCCGGCUAGCCAGGAGGCAUUCGACUAUCUAAGGCAGACAAUGCUGCAUUCGAUAAAGGACACAGAUGGAGAUGGUCGCUUAGAGGAGCAGGGGGUGAUUAAGAUUGGUGACGACGCAAUUGCAUUAGGCCAUGUCAUAACUGGUAUUGCUGCCGGAUAUGAUCGGCAUUCGAUUUCUGGGAUGGACAACCUCGCCGCCACCACAAUAAGUGGAGAUCUUGGGCAGUCAGGUCAUAAAAAUCAACUAGAUUCCACCAAGCCAUUGAUAGGGCCUAGCGGCACGUGGAACGGAGAGAAGUUUACCCUUGACGGUCCGUACAGCAUGGCCACAGACGCCGAGAUACUCGGCGACAUCGAUGGCUACAUCAUGGGGAGCCGCGUUCAAAAUGACCCCACAACACCUAUCAGCUCAAGGGUCAAGGAGUACUACAAAGAUGGCGGCGACCACGAAAGGAGGUUUGAGAUUUUUAAGACUCUAAUUACAAAGCAAGAGUUACAAAAGGAGACCGAAGAGUUUGCAGAUAAUUAUGAGAUUAUCCAUGGUAGUGUGGACGAUAUACAGGCUGCUGAAAAUGCUGUGAAUGCAUUCUGCGCGCGUUUUAAUGAAGAACUAGGCUCCUGGUGUAACUAAUAGGCCUAAAUGUAUCUUACAGACUGAAAUAUUAUCAUUAUGAUUAUUAUUUUCGUUAUUGCGUAGUUUGUGACAUUAAUCGUCAAAAAGAAACGUGAUCAAUUGCUAAAAUGGAAAAUUAUUUGUCUUGUUAGAAUUACGGUAGAAUUCACACAAAGAAAUAAACAGACGCCUGCAUCCUUUCCAACUCUAACAACCAUGAGCUACAUUUUGUGUUGAUUGGUUAAGUAAAUAAAAUAUCCCAUAAAAACAA
Molecule: messenger RNA, 1662 nt
Organism: Lingula anatina
Lineage: Eukaryota; Metazoa; Brachiopoda; Lingulata; Lingulida; Lingulidae
Source: RefSeq, a predicted model, not a curated record